UGCUCCCAGUGCCCUCCCAGUUUGCUGAGCGUCCCCUGUGCCCCCUCCCAGUUGUCCCAGCACAUGAAGCUGAAGCUCCAGUUCACGGCCAGUUUGGCGCCGGCCCCGCCCGAGCCCCGCCCAGUUUCCCGCAAGAGCAGUCCCAGUUCCCCGGCCGUGAGGGAACUGGUGGCCGGACUGGGACGCUCCCAGUCCUUCUCCCACCAGCAGCCCGCCCGCAGCCACCUCAUGAGGUCUGGCAGCGUGAUGGAGCGCAGGGCCAUCACCCCCCCCGUGGGGUCCCCCGUGGGCCGCCCCCUGUACUUGCCCCCCGACAAGUCCGUGCUGGCCCUGGACAAGAUCGCCAAGAGGGAGUGCAAGGUCCUGGUGGUGGCACCGGUGCAGUGACACCUCGGGGACGUCGGGGACAUUGGGGACAUCGGGGACGUUGGGGACGUCGGGGACGUCAAGGAUGUGCCACCCCCGGGGGUCCCAAACUCGCCCAGGGACCCCCCUGGGGGGCUGAAACUGCUGCUUGGAGGUGCCAAGGGAGGGGACAGAGGGGACAUGGGGGAUGUCCCCAAAUGUCCCCAAGCUU
Messenger RNA from Corapipo altera (White-ruffed manakin), 577 nucleotides. RefSeq lists its product as uncharacterized. Gene Ontology annotation, molecular function: alpha-tubulin binding. The transcript is spliced from 2 exons. Gene Ontology annotation, biological process: cilium assembly. The annotation marks the transcript as partial. Gene Ontology annotation, cellular component: TRAPPII protein complex. NCBI's taxonomy places the organism in Eukaryota, Metazoa, Chordata, Aves, Passeriformes, Pipridae. The record is from RefSeq and is a predicted model, not a curated record.